Molecule: messenger RNA, 1062 nt
Organism: Scedosporium apiospermum
Lineage: Eukaryota; Fungi; Ascomycota; Sordariomycetes; Microascales; Microascaceae
Exons: 2
Coding region: 1-1062 (353 amino acids)
Source: RefSeq, a predicted model, not a curated record
AUGUUCCCGCCCGUCGAACCAUCUGUUCUCGAGAAUAACCCCGACUUCGCGACCCUUUACGCGACACUUACCAAGUCGAUACUGAAUCCAGAUGGGACCACGAGAGCAGACCCUUCUGCCAAGUCCAGAGAAGCUGUCCAUGACGAACUCCAAGGCCACCGCCUCAAAGCCGCAAAGCGCCACCUCCUAGCCUCGGCCGUCUCCUCCGUCCCCGAACCAACACGCACUUCCUCAAGAGACCCUCCCCUCCCAGAGCCCUUACUUGAUCUUCUCGUCCUCCUCCCACCUCUCCUCAGCGAUCCUCCCACGCCAGACUCGACGGCCCGGCUCUUCGCGCACCCACCACUCUCACACCUAUCCGAGCUCCUCCCCUUGCUCGGGCCGCUCAUAUCCCGCUCUCUGCACGAUUCGGCCCUCGCCAUUGCCCGGGUCGUUUCCCCCUCGACAAAUCCGUCGUACCUCCACCGCACGAUACCGACUCUCCCGCAGACCAUAGCGUCACUGUCCUCUUCCCUCGCACUCACACCACCACCUCCGCAGCCGCCCACAACAACAUCCAGAAAAUCAUCCAUCUCUACGAUCGCUCCCCCCACCAACCUCCCAGGCACCCUCCUCACCCACCGCCAAACCCUAACCUCCAACCUACUCCUCCCCCUCCUCAACACCCAAACCAAAACCCUAACAACCCUCAUCCACGCCCUCGAAUCCAAACACGCAUCCCCCUCCCGCUCCCUCCAGCUCCGCGCAACACACCUCUCCCUCGCCUCCCAAACAUCCCACCUUUCUGCACAGAUCAACCUUAUCCUCUUACGCGCCACGGUUUUCUACCCGCCCGAGGUGCGUAGGGCCCUGGUGAACUACGCGGCGCAUUUGCGAGACGCGCGCGUUAGGGUCGAGGAGAGAGUGAGGGAUUUGGAGGCGGAGUUGCGGGAGUUUGGGGUUGGGGUUGAGGGCGGGGAGGGGAAGGAGAGGGUUUUGAGGGAGAUGGCGAGGGUUUAUGGGGGGAUGAGGGGGGAGGUUGAGGAGGUUCGGGGUGAUUUGGAGAGGUUGAAGGGGAGGUGA